GGCUUGAGUGUCACAGGCUUUCACUGUUGAGACCGGGGGGCUUGGUGGAGAAGAGUAGGUGGACCGGGUUUUGGGGGGGCUUUAUUCUGAACCAGACUGCGCAGUUGGACUUCAAAAACAAAAGAAAGAAACAUUCACUGGUUAUCAGACAGGCAACAUGGAAGCAGUGCUAGGAGUUCUUAAUUUGGGCGAUUUUGCCCAAAAUUUCUCCAAAAUGGGAAUGUUUCCUGUGUUUGAUCUCGCGUAUUACAUCGUAUCCAUCCUCUACCUCAAGUAUGAGCCAGGUACCUCGUCUUUUACUGCCCACUGAACCUCUUCUAUAAAUGUGUGGCUUUCCUGCCCGUCAAGCUGGUGUUGGUCGCCCUGAAGGAAGUCGUCCGCACUCGUAAGAUCGCCGCCGGUGUUCACCACGCCAGCCACGCCUACCACCACGGCUACUUCAUCAUGGUCAUCGUUGGAUACGUCAAAGGGUCUGGAGUGGCUCUCAUUUCCAAUUUUGAGCAGCUGCUGCGCGGUGUGUGGAGGCCCGAAACCAACGAGAUCCUCAACAUGUCAUUCCCAACCAAAGCCAGUCUGUACGGAGCCAUCCUCUUCACCAUGCAGGAGGCUCACUGGCUGCCAGUGUCCAAGAGCACCCUCAUCCUCGCCUUCACCUUCUUUAUGGCCUCAAGCAAGGUGGUGAUGACCGCCCGACACUCUCAUGGCUCCCCCUUCGCCCUCAUCGAGUCCUGGGUUUGCCACUUGCUGUUCGGCUCCCCUCUGGGUGGAUCUGAGGAAGACCACCACCACCCUCCCGCCGCUGCCCCAUCUUCACCUCUCAAAACCAAGGAGGAGCUGAGCGAUGGUGCGCGCAAGAGGAAGGCCAAGAAAGCCGAGUAGGACGCCACGCUGCACCGCUGAAACUGCAUCUGACUCGCCCCCAUCAUGGCCUCCACAUGAUGGGACUUCCCAUUCCUUUCUAGGUAAAGGGGCAGUUUGAUGUUUUACCAAAUGAGACCCUUUCUAUUAGAGCAACAUGGUGCUUUCUGCAUUUUACACAGUACGAGGACUCUGUAAAUACCACAGCAAAUGUUUCACACUUCAACCUGACCUGGACACUUAAACCUAUUUAUUUACGUUUGUGAACAUCUGCAUCUGUGCUCAACACUGUGUGGGGAUCCACGUUUAGGAGCUGCAUGGCCUCUGUUCCACAUCAGUAGUUGUGUUACCGAGUGUCAGUGGUUUUUCUUGAAGUCCACCAAACCUUAUUUCAGUUCAGAAAGAAAUAGAAAAUACAAAUUCAUCAGACUCUCAAUUGGAAAUUCAAAUGUGAAUAAAGCAUAAAGUGAAAGAACAUCGCUGCUUUUUACAUUGAGGUGAGGACAACUUCAUGUCUUUAAAUAAAAUCAAGAGAAACAUG
This is a messenger RNA of Morone saxatilis (striped sea-bass), 1399 nucleotides long. It is a transcript of the gene tmem38a, whose product is annotated as transmembrane protein 38A. Gene Ontology annotation, molecular function: potassium channel activity; identical protein binding. Gene Ontology annotation, biological process: potassium ion transmembrane transport. The record is from RefSeq and is a predicted model, not a curated record. Lineage: Eukaryota; Metazoa; Chordata; Actinopteri; Moronidae. Gene Ontology annotation, cellular component: membrane.